Molecule: messenger RNA, 1299 nt
Organism: Penicillium expansum
Lineage: Eukaryota; Fungi; Ascomycota; Eurotiomycetes; Eurotiales; Aspergillaceae
Product: Zn(II)2Cys6 transcription factor domain-containing protein
Exons: 3
Coding region: 1-1299 (432 amino acids)
Biological process (GO): regulation of DNA-templated transcription
Molecular function (GO): zinc ion binding; DNA-binding transcription factor activity, RNA polymerase II-specific
Source: RefSeq, a predicted model, not a curated record
AUGGUUGGUGUCCCGGGACGUUCGAAAGGAUGCCGUACCUGCAGGCGGCGCAAAAAAGGCUGUGAUCUACAACAGCCCUCGUGCGGCCAAUGCAGAAGGUCUUGCAUACCUUGCGAGGGCUAUGCUGAGGGUCUGGUCAUAUACCGCUACUAUGGCCAUAGCCAGGAGGGAGAAAUUUCUUCUUUUCGUGGACCACGCGACACUCAAAGCCGCCUUCCCAUUGGGGCUAGUCCGAGCCAUGCAUCUUUAUCAGCUGACCUGGCUACCUCUGCCACUCUUUCUCAAACUGCCCGCGAAUCUUGUCUUGAAGGGAACUUUUGGGCAUCUUACAUGCCAAAUAGUCAGUCUUUCUCGCUUUUUAAUGAUACCCAACGAGAUUUAGGUGGCUCCAUCAGUGUACUUCGAGAUAUCCUACCGGGAAAGAGCAUCUUACGCACUGCUCUCGGUGCAAUGGCACUUAGUGCUGCCGCAAAUAAUGACUGCAGUCAGCAGUGGAUGAAACGACAGGGAGCAAAUUUGCAUAUGAGUGCCUUGCAACAGAUGCGAAAAUCAUUAAGCUCCCGCAGGAAGCCUGGUCUCGAACUUCUCAGUGUUGCCCGAAUAUUCAGCUUCUACGAAGUAACAUGUGCACUCCAGGAACGAAAGAAGCUCGUUUUCAGUGAGCCAGUGUGGAUGACCGAUCCUUGGAUUCAUCACCCAAAAACACGAAAAGAUCUGUUGGUAGACAUUCUUCUGGAAAUCCCAUCGCUAUACGAGGGAAUUGACAACAUGAACCUUCAGCCAGAUUCUCCGGCAAAGUUCAGGCAGCGUUUUAACCUUCAAGCAAUGGUGUUCACUGUGAUAAAGAGAUUAGACAACUGGAGCUCGAGAUUUGCAGUCACAUUGGCUUGUAUUGGGCCGAAGUGGCAGUUCCCAAGCAACAUGGCGACAGAUGAAAUCGCGGACGCGCAUAUAAUGACACUCUACUGGGCGUCGAGUAUCAUCGCUUACGGUGUCUGUCGCGCGAUUUCAAAUGGGGAAUGCGAUGCUGUCGGUGUCAAUCCGGACAAUUGUUGUCGCAGUAUAAUACGUUGUAUCCCGUCAUUUCUACACCCAUCCACUGGUGUCUUUCGUCAACAUCUCGUCCCUUUCCCAUUGAUAGUAGCUGCUCGGCACCUCAAGUCAAUACAACCACCGAAAUUACAAGAGGAGGGUAAUUAUGUACGGUCUUUAUGUGAGAACUCGGAGUUUACACCGAUGCAUCAGUUCAUGUCAAGCCUGCAGCCACAAAUUUUGAGUGGGCUGAAAAAGGCAUGUUGA